CAAAUUUUUAACAACUACAGGAGAAAAAAAAAUUCCCCAAAACAAUUUGAAUAAGAAAACCCUAAAUCCCCAAAUUCCCCUCUCUCGUCACCACCCUCCCAAAUUCCCAAUUCAUCGCCAUUCACGCGCGCUAUGCUUACAGCCUGAUUAUCACAUCGGGACUUCAAGGUAUUUCUCUGCUAGAACAUGGCGGAAACGCUGGCUAGGACGCCGAACCAGACAUCGCCGACGCGUUCGAGGUCGGUGACGGAGACGGUGAACGGGUCGCACCGGUUCGUGAUACAGGGAUACUCUCUGGCGAAAGGCAUGGGCGUCGGUAAACACAUAGCGAGCGAAGAAUUCACGGUGGGAGGGUACAAAUGGGCCAUUUAUUUCUACCCCGACGGGAAGAACCCCGAGGAUAACUCAACCUAUGUCUCGGUGUUCAUUGCGCUGGCGAGCGAGGGUACUGAUGUGCGGGCGCUCUUCGAGCUCACGCUCAUGGAUCAGAGCGGGAAAGGGAAGCAUAAGGUGCAUAGCCAUUUCGAUAGGUCGCUCGAGAGCGGGCCCUAUACGCUGAAAUACCGCGGUAGCAUGUGGGGGUACAAGCGUUUUUUCAGGAGAGCUAUGCUUGAAACAUCAGAUUUUCUUCGAGAUGAUUGCUUGAAGAUCAACUGUACAGUUGGAGUUGUUGUUUCUGCCACUGAUUGUUCUAUGUUACACUCUAUUCAGGUUCCAGAAUCUGAUAUUGGGUCAGACAUUGGGAUGCUUUUAGAAAACAUGGAAGGUUCUGAUAUCAUAUUUAAUGUAUCCGGGGAGAAAUUCCAUGCCCAUAAGUUGGUAUUAUCUGCCCGUUCCCCCAAGUUUCGGUCUGAGCUCCUCGAAGGAGUGGAUAUUGAAGCGGAAGAGGUUAUGGUACCGGACAUGGAACCUAAAGUUUUUAAGGCGCUGCUGCACUUUAUCUACCUAGAUACCUUGGCUGAAGAUGAGCUGAUAGCAUCUAGUUCUUGUUCUACACAUUUGGUAGCUGACACCCUGACUGCAAAAUUGCUGGCUGCAGCUGAUCGUUAUGACUUAGAAAGACUCAAAAGGAUAUGUGAAUCUCAUCUGUGCAAAGAUAUAUCUGUAGAUUCAGUUGCACAAGUACUUUCUUUGGCAGAUUGUUAUCAUGCUGCAGAAUUGAAAGAUGUCUGCCUUAAAUUUGCCGCUGAGAACCUGGCAGCUGUCAUGCGUUCGGAUGGUUUUGAAUAUCUUAAAGAAAAUUGCCCAUCUAUACAGUCUGAGCUUUUGAAGACAGUGGCUGGCUGUGAUGAAGACUGCAGCAAUGGUGGUGUCAAGUCCGGGAGUGUGUGGGCUCAGCUCUCUGAUGGCGGUGACAACAGCAGCCGGAGAGUUAGGCAACGAACUUGAUUUUGGAAGGUAGGAAUGAUAGCUAAGGAGUGAACAAUAUUUUCUGUAACAAUUGUAAUUAGCAAGUAAUGUUUUGUAUUUCGUUCAGAAAAUUAUGGUGACAGAUUGAAGUUGGUUCAUUUACUCUGCUUAUUGUACCUUAUUGUGCUUUGAUCCAAAAAUUGAAUUCAAAAGUACUCCUUGAAACAA
Messenger RNA from Salvia splendens (bonfire salvia), 1578 nucleotides. Its product is annotated as BTB/POZ and MATH domain-containing protein 4. The transcript has 4 exons. The record is from RefSeq and is a predicted model, not a curated record. The coding region runs from base 187 to 1389 and encodes 400 amino acids. Lineage: Eukaryota; Viridiplantae; Streptophyta; Magnoliopsida; Lamiales; Lamiaceae. Gene Ontology annotation, molecular function: protein binding. Gene Ontology annotation, biological process: protein ubiquitination.